Messenger RNA from Lymnaea stagnalis (great pond snail), 1050 nucleotides. The record is from the annotation of a GenBank genome assembly. NCBI's taxonomy places the organism in Eukaryota, Metazoa, Mollusca, Gastropoda, Lymnaeidae.
AAUGUUUUCAACAUUAUCAUCUUUUUAAAAAUUGGGCUCAAGGACAGCAUCUCCGUGUGUUUCUUCGCUAUCUCCGGAGCCGAUCUGAUCUGCGUCAUGUUUCUGAUAUCGGCAGAGUGCUCCUUGCUUCUCUCAAAGUUCACGUUUCAGCUAUGGCGUGUCGAGGGCGACACGCUGUCCUUGCUCAUUAUGUUCUACUACGGACCAGUUUACGACAUCUCCCAAGGGAUUACGACAUUCCUUGCAGUGCAGAAAUGCUGGUGCGUUGCGUCCCCUUUCCGAUUUAAAAAAACCUUCACAAAGACCAGAACAGCCUUCGCUGUUGCGGGAAUUUGCAUGGUGAGUGUCUUGCUGUGUGUACCGAUAUUCGCCUCACAAGGUCUGCAGGAAGCGUUCGAUCCGGUAAGAAAUACAACAGUGUUUAAACUUACAACGUCACGAAACCGGGCACAAAUAAUGUCAGCCAGAAGCACGACCUCUUUGGUCACCACGACGACUUGUCAAGCUACCGUCUCUGCCUGUUUGGUCAUCCUGGCGUCCAGCUUACGAGCGUCGUCCAAGUUUAGGAACGCUACAAGUCAUUUAUGCGUGGAGACGGCUUCAUUUGAAAGUACAAAGACUAAUGGAAACGCGAUACCCAAGGAGACUUUGAAGACGCAUGAAAUUCAAAGAAAUUCCUUUUCAUCUGAUGGCCGCACAAUUAAUAGCCCCAAUGAGAGUAUGGCGUCCGGAAGAAAUAGAAAGAUUUCCAUCACCCGACCACGUAAAAAUAUACACAGAAAGGAAUUGUGCGCCAUCAAAUCGACGACGAUGGUUUCGGUUAUUUUCGUGGUGUGCACCAUGCCCAAGUUGCUGUUUUUCUCCACAAUCUUGUGUGAACCCGGAUUCAGUCUCUUCGGGCGCUACGAGAACACUUAUUUAACGGCCAGUACGAUUAGGUACACGUUUGAGGCCUGCAGUGUCUCGUGCAACGUAUUUGUGUACCUAGGUUUUAACAGGCGCUUCAGGUCUUCGUUUGAGGAAUUGUUGGGACGUAAAGUCCCGAAUUAA